UAUCACCUUUCUUACAAAAAUCGCAGCAUAUAAUAAAUUCUUACUAUAAUCGGAAGCUUUCACUUCACUGCUCCAUGGCAAAACCACAAGAAUCCGAUCCUCUUCCUCCCACAGAAACCCUAGAAUUCAAAUGGGGAAAAAUGCGCGGCAAAGGUGGCAAAAAGAAAGACACACAAUUCUAUGAAUCAUUCACUUUAGACGGUGAAGAUUACUCUCUCUACGAUACUGUUUAUCUUCAAAAUGGAACUCAAUCUGAACCUCAUAUCGCUAAAAUCAUCAAGAUUUGGGAAACUCCUACUCGGAUCAAGUUGAGGAAAAUUAAAGUUCAGUGGUUCUUUCGUCCUCGUGAGAUUUCUAAGUUUCUCAAAGGGAUUCAGAUUUAUUAUAAUGAAUUGUUCUUUGCUUGUGGUGAUGGAACUGGUCUCACUAAUAUCAAUCCUCUGGAAUCUAUUGCUGGGAAAUGCAAUGUUGUUUGCAUUUCAAAGGAUGCUAGGAAUCCCCAACCAUCGGAUGAAACACUUCAAAAAGCUGACUUUGUGUUCUAUCGCUACUUUGAUGUUGGGCAGCGUAAAAUUGUGGAAGAGGUAGAUGACAAGAGUGUUGGAAUGGAAGUUACGAACUUAUUUAACAAAAUCGCAUAGUCAAAAGCUUGCUGCUGCUGUAAAACAUUAUAUAUACAAGAAAGGAGUUGGUUGGGAAUGCCUUGAAAAGUAGUGAAGUCGCUUUUCUGAGUAAUAAAAAUAGUCAGCAUGUAGUUAAAAAGUAUCUGGCAAAUAUGAUGUUAUAUUAGUUACAGAAAGGGGAUGUUACAUUUACUUGGAAUACUAAAUCACUAUGGGGUAAAAACCUUCUUAGAAGAAAAUUACUCAGAGGUUCAAUUGUUUUCAUGACAGAGGAAGUUUCCUAGACGCUGUAGAAAUUGUGUUUGUGUGAUAUUUGAAUAUGAAGUUUGGUGCUUGUGAUAUUUGAUUAUGAAAUUUGGUGCCUUUAAUAAUGUAGUUUUGUAGGUUGAUGCGUUUCAUAUACGUUCACUUACUACCAUCGUUAUUAUUUAGUAGAGACUGAGGAGUGUUGUAACUUAAAUGUAGGCAUUUGAGCCAGCUCAUGGCUUCCUAUAUGUUAGGUUUUAGGUUUUCUAGAUUUUCCAUUCACAACUAAUGUGGUCAAUCAUUGUGCUGGUAGACUGUUAUCUUUCUCUCUGGAUAUUAGCAAAUAAGUUGAGGAUUGUUUAUUUAUGUCA
This is a messenger RNA of Trifolium pratense (red clover), 1240 nucleotides long. Its product is annotated as protein ANTI-SILENCING 1-like. The record is from RefSeq and is a predicted model, not a curated record. Gene Ontology annotation, molecular function: RNA binding; chromatin binding. The transcript is spliced from 3 exons. Lineage: Eukaryota; Viridiplantae; Streptophyta; Magnoliopsida; Fabales; Fabaceae. The coding region runs from base 75 to 641 and encodes 188 amino acids.